Molecule: messenger RNA, 3232 nt
Organism: Ochotona princeps (American pika)
Lineage: Eukaryota; Metazoa; Chordata; Mammalia; Lagomorpha; Ochotonidae
Gene: NLRP12
Product: NLR family pyrin domain containing 12
Exons: 10
Coding region: 1-3183 (1060 amino acids)
Biological process (GO): cellular response to cytokine stimulus; positive regulation of MHC class I biosynthetic process; negative regulation of canonical NF-kappaB signal transduction
Cellular component (GO): cytoplasm
Molecular function (GO): protein binding; ATP hydrolysis activity
Source: RefSeq, a predicted model, not a curated record
AUGCUGCCCGGGGCCAUGCUUGCAGGGGACCUCAGCCUCCUGGCCACCUACUUGGAGGAGCUAGAAGCCAUGGAGCUGAAGAAGUUCAAGUUGUACCUGGGGGUGGUGGCAGCCGAGCUGGGAGAGGACAAGAUCCCCUGGGGCCGGAUGGAGGGGGCCGGGCCCCUGGAGUUGGCCCAGCUCCUGGUGGCCCACUGCGGGCCCCAGGGCGCCUGGCGGCUGGCCCUCAGCGUCUUCCAGCGGAUGCACCGGAAGGACCUGUGGGAGAGAGGACAUGGCGAGAACCUGGCCGGGGAUGGCUCACCCUCACUCAGACACCACUCUGCAUGCCUUCCCAAAGUGUCUCCUGAUGCUGUGAAAACAGAGCCCCAGAAAGCCUACCGCGAUUAUGUGCGCAGGAAAUUCCGGCUCAUGGAAGACCGCAACGCGCGCCUGGGUGAAUGCGUCAACCUGAGCCACCGUUACACGCGGUUACUCCUGGUCCAGGAGCACUCCAGCCUCCGUGGGGCCCAGCAGAAGCUGCUGGACCGGGGCUGGGGCCAAGCGGGGACAGCCGCACAACAGGCCAGUCCCAUCCGCGUGGAGAUGCUCUUUGAGCCAGACGAGGAGCGACCGGAGCCCCCGCGCACUGUGGUGCUGCAGGGGGCAGCCGGCAUGGGCAAGUCCAUGUUGGCCCGCAAGGUGAUGGUGGACUGGGCGGACGGCAGGCUCUUCCAGGGCCGGUUCGACUUCGUCUGCUACAUCAACUGCAGGGACAUGAACCAGGCGGGCCCGGAGCAGAGCGCGCUGGACCUGCUGGCCAGCUGCUGGCCAGAGCCCGGCGCGCAGGUGCGGGAGCUGUUGCAGCGCCCAGAGCGCCUGCUCCUAAUCAUUGACGGCUUCCACGAGCUCCAGCCGGCCUUCCACAAGGCCCGCGGCCCCUGGUGCUUCAGCUGGGAGGAGAGGUGGCCCACGGCGCUGCUGCUGGGCAGCCUGAUCGGCAAGAAGCUGCUGCCCGAGCUGUCGCUGCUCAUCACCACGCGGCCGUCAGCGCUGAUGAAGCUGCAGCGGUUGCUGGAGCACCCGCGGCAUGUGGAGACCCUGGGCUUCUCCGAGGCCGAGAGGCAGGAGUACAUCCACCGCUUCUUCCCGGACGCUGAGCGGGCCGGCCGCGUGUUCGCCUUCGUGCGGGACCACGAGCCCCUCUUCACCCUGUGCUUCGUCCCCAUGGUGUGCUGGGUGGUGUGCACCUGCCUCCAGCAGCAGCUGGACGACGGCGGCCUGCUCCGUCACAAGCCCAGGACCACCACGGCAGUGUACACGCUCUACCUGCUGAGUCUGCUGCUGCCCAGCCCACCGGGCACCCCGACCCCGCGGCCUCCGCCCAACCCGCGGGGGCUGUGCGCCUUGGCGGCCGAGGGCGUCUGGAGCCAGCGGGUCCUGUUCGAGGAGCGGGACCUGCAGAGGCACGGGCUGGACGCAGCCGACGUCUCCGCCUUCCUCAGCACACACGUCUUUCAGAAGGAUCUAGGCUGUGAGAAGUUCUACAGCUUCAUCCACCUGAGCUUCCAGGAGUACUUCGCUGCCCUGCACUAUGUCCUGGCCGGUGCAGAGGACGCGGCGGGCCCCGACCAGGACCUGAGCCGGCUGCUGGCCGAGUACACCUUCUCGGCGAGGAGCUGCCUGGCCCUCACCGCCCGCUUCCUGUUUGGGUUCUUGAACGAGGAGACGAGGAGCUCGCUGGAGCAGAGCCUGCGCUGCGCGGUCUCUCCGCAGAUCAAGGACGCGGUGCUGGGCUGGAUGCGAAGCUGGGCGCGGAGCCAGGGACCCGUUCUGCAGGAGGGCGCCCUGGAGGUCUGCAGCUGCCUGUACGAGGUCCAGGAGGAGGAGUUCGUGCAGCGAGCCCUGAGCCACUUCCAGACGGUCGUGGUCAGCGACGUGGCCAGCAACACGGAGCACGUGGCGGCCUCCUUCUGUGCCCAGAACUGCAGGAACGCGGUGGUCCUGCACCUGCACGGGGCUGCCCACCGCGCGGACUCCGAGGGCAGCGCGGCAAGGCCGGCAGGUGCCCAGGUGCCGCUGGCGCAGCGACCCGAGAGGAGCCUCCUGCCAGACGCCUACGGGGACCACCUGGCCACAGCCCUCCGCCGCUGUCCGGACCUGGUUGAGCUGGCACUGCACCGCAGCGCCCUGGGCAGCCGGGGGCUGGCACUGCUCUGCCAGGGCCUCAGACACCCCGACUGCAGGCUGCAGAACCUCAGGCUAAAGCGGUGCUGCGUCCCCAGCUCUGCGUGCCAGGACCUCGCUGCGGCUCUCACGGCCAAUGAACACCUCCUGCGCCUGGACCUCAGUGGCAACAAGCUGGGGCUCCCCGGCCUGCGCCUGCUCUGCGAGGGGCUGCAGCACCCCAGAUGCGGGCUGCAGAUGCUGCAGUUGAGGAAAUGUCUGUUGGACGCCGGCGCCUGUCAGGAGCUUGCCUCGGUGCUUGGCACCAACCCACACCUGGCAGAGCUGGACCUCACAGGAAAUGCCCUGCAGGACGUGGGCGUGGCGUGGCUGUGCCAAGGGCUGAGGCUCCCAGGCUGCAGGCUGCGGACCCUGUGGCUCAAGAUCUGCCACCUGUCGGGCACUGCCUGCAGAGAGCUGGCCUCCACCCUCAGUGUGAAUCGGAGCCUCACAGAGCUGGACCUCAGCCUCAACGACCUGGGGGACCCUGGGGUGCUGCUGCUGUGUGAUGGCCUCAGGCACCCUGCCUGCCAGCUCCAGACGCUCCGGUUGGGCAUCUGCCGGCUGGGCCCCGCCGCCUGCGAGGGCCUCUCUGCCGUGCUGCGGGUCAACCUCCGCCUAUGUGAGCUCGACCUGAGUUUCAAUGACCUGGGAGACCCUGGCGUGGGGCUGCUGGGCGAGGGGCUGCGCCUCCCCACCUGCAGGCUGCAGAAGCUGUGGCUGGACAGCUGCAGCCUCACCGCCAAGGCCUGUGAGACCCUCUCCUCCGCCCUGGCCACCAACCAGACCUUGACUGAACUCUACCUGACCAACAACGCCCUGGGAGACGCGGGGGUGCGGCUGCUGUGCAGGAGGUUGCACCACCCCACAUGCAAACUCCGAGUCCUGUGGCUUUUUGGGAUGGAUCUGAACAACCUGACCCACAAGAGACUGGCUGCACUUCGCACGACAAAACCCUACCUAGAUAUCGGCUGCUGAGGGAGCCGGGACAGGGAAACGUGCGUGGUCACCAACGCCGGGUAACUGG